UUUUAUAAUAAAAUAUUUUUCAUCCUUCAAAUGAUAUAAAAACAAAUAUUGUAACUCUCGUAAUUUUCUAACAAAAUAGCUGAUUACGUCAGCGUGAAGUGAGUGGCAUAAAUUGUGUGAAAAGUCCCUCUUCUCCGCGCAGCGCUUUCUGUGGCGGCUGACAAAUGGUGCGCACCCACUUGCGUACAUUUGUGUAACUUCAUUGCCAUUCGCAUUAUAUCAAUCCGUUCAGGUCGCCGCCAGAUAUAGGCUACAUUGCAUGUUAUAAGAAAAUAUGCCGCUAUAUAUCUCCAAAGAACAGCAAGUAACGUAUUGGGUUUGAUUAAAAAACAAAUAUUGUUCAACUCGGAACCUUUGUGAGGGAAGUUCUGGAGGUGGUACUGCAGUUACGGCACAUUUGAUCGACGGACUGUACACAAAGCAACUCUCUGGAUGCUGAUAGGAAGACUUGGUGCAGCGGGAAGCUCCUGUUCCGCCGCAGCAUCUCUGCGUCCGUUUUCCAGCUCCAGCGCAAUGGCAAAAAGCAAGUUUGAGUACGUCCGCAGUUUUGAAACGGACGACACCUGCCUCAGGAACUGCUACAUUGUCGUACGACUGGAUGGCCGCAACUUCCACAGGUUUGCAGAGCAGCACCAGUUCGCCAAGCCCAACGAUGACAGGGCUCUGGGGCUGAUGAGCAAGAGCGCCCGCUCCGUCAUGGAGGGGCUGGAGGAUAUUACCAUCGCCUAUGGUCAAAGUGAUGAGUUCAGCUUCGUUUUUAAAAGAACCACCACCUGGUUCAAAAGACGAGCCAGUAAACUCUUGACUCAUGUGGCCUCCCAGUUUUCCUCUUCGUAUGUGUUCUACUGGAAGGAGUUCUUCGGAGAACAGCCCCUCUUGUACCCACCUGGCUUUGACGGGCGGGUGGUUUUGUAUCCCACCGGCCGUAACCUCAGGGACUACCUCAGCUGGAGGCAAGCAGACUGUCAUAUAAAUAACUUGUAUAACACCGUAUUUUGGACAUUGAUUCAAAAAGGAGGACUCACUACAACACAGGCCGAAGAUCGACUAAAGGGAACAUUAGCUUCAGAUAAAAACGAGAUUUUGUUCUCAGAAUUCGACAUCAACUAUAACAACGAAUCGGCCCUCCACCGGAAAGGCACCACCCUCAUUUGGGAAAAGCGGGACGAGACAGUUAGCAAGCACAUAAAGCGACCAAAUGAGGAGGAGAAGCAGGUUCCUGUCACACGGAGCAGGAGGAAGGUGGAGGCCUACCACUGUGACAUUAUCGGGGACCAGUUCUGGGAGGAACACCCAGGCGUUCUCCAGGACGACACCUGACAACAGCAACUCUCCUUGGAAAAACGACUCUGAGCUGCAUAUUUAAAGCCGGCUCUCACAGACAGAGACUAAAGAAGCACAGUACAGUUAUUCUCCCAACAGCUGAUUUGUGUUUCUACUUUAAUCUAUUAAAUCACGUACAUAACGAUCUGUCAAAAAGUCCAAUCAUGCUCACAUUAAUUUCUUCCCAUCACCACCAGCUGGUACUGAGGACAUUCAGGGGCAUGCAUGUCUUGCCUUCCUUCCCCCCUAGAGUUACUUCUCUAAAAAUAUACCCUCAGGCGAUAUCAUGAAUGGCAUUCAAAAUACUACCAACGCCUGAUCGUUUUGCAUGUCUAACAUCACCAUGACGCUCUGACGGAACGGCUCUUUUGCAGUGCAAACUAUAAAUUGGAGUUAAUCUCGCAGAAAGUGACGAGUUUUGUAAAAAAAAAAACCCAAAAAAACAAUCUUAGUAAAAGUCCUAGAGGGGGAAAAAAGGGAGGGGGGAGUAGAAAUGAAAAAAUAGCCGUUUAUUGGAGCCAAGGCACCCAUGAGUGGAUUCAGUGGUGUGCGCUGUCAUCAGGGCUAAGAAUACCUCCCACACCCUGCAUUCACCCUAUCCCUCUGACAUGCGCUGCGUGGCAUAUCACACUUCCAGCGGCCGACCCAGCAUGACCGGCUGCUGGAAGCCUGGGGAGCUUGAAGCCUACUGUAUUCUGUUACUGUAGCUCACGCAACGGGAAGUGAACUUUCUUGUUGAUCACCAGAAGUUAAUUUGGUCAAAAAGGAUCAUUUGCUUUAAUGAGAUUAAAAAAAAAAUCGGGAGCUGGCUGUGUGUCCCAUUUGCUGUGACUGGUGGCUCUCAGUGUGUGCAGACAAUGACUGGACAAAUGGUCACAUAGACCAGAGGAAACCCUAGAAACUAGAGCAUGUUGAGACAAGUGAGCCUGUUAUUUAAAGGUGGCAUGGAUAUGCCGUGCUUAACCAUAAUCCCCUUGCGCUACUGUCGUGGAAAAAAAAAGAGGAUUGGUUCUAUUUAAGUUCAUCUUUUUGCUUUUUUAUUUUCUUUUUUUAGUUCUAAGCUUGGAUGGCGACAGAUGUGCUGGCAGCAUUUACCUUUGCACCAGGUGUGAGGGGUCAAAAAUGUUAAUAAGUUAAAUACGUUUUAAGGCUCAGACUUGUCAAAAACCUAUGGUUAGUGUAAUAAAAUUGAUUCCAUCUUGUUUUAAAAAAACUUUGUUCUCUAGAGCCAGUUUUUCCAUUUCUCUAGUUGAUGUAAUCAGAUUAUAUAUAUACUUUGAUAAAUGAACAAUAAAAUAAUUUAGCGUGUUACAGUAGUCUCAGAAUAGAAACAAUUUGGCAGAUGUAAUGUAUAGCCUGUAUGGGGAGUCAAGUGUUAUCAAUGUAAUUGUGUGUAAUUGAUUUUUUUUUUUUAUUGUGUUACAAUUAAGAUUCUUUUAACUCUUUCAAUUCAUAUGAUGAGAUCUCUCUAAAAAAUAAUAAUGUUGUGAUUCAGAAUUUCCACAAUAUUGUGUUCACCUCAGUUUAAAAUUGAAAUGCUUUUCUUUAUCUUAUUAAUUUACACAUUCAGUUUUGUAGCAUGUUGCACUUGUUAGGCAACAGGAUACUCCUCUAUUUAGAUUGUAAUAAGUAGAUUUAAGCAACUUUACAUCAUACAUUUUCAUUUAGUUUUCUUUGUCCUGUACAGAUUUUAGGCUUAUUUCACAUAACAGAAGCCCAGUUCCACAUCACUGAAACAAUUUUCUGUUGUAUUUUGGGGUUAUAAAUCUAAACUCUAAUUAGUUAUAUGACUCACCACGCAAAAACAAACAAACGAAAAGGAUUCCCGAAAAACUAAAAAUCAGAAGUGAACAUCAGGACCUGCUGUGUGAACGCAGCCAUAGUUCGCUUAUGCCUCUGGCCGACUCAGCCUUUCAACGAAAUGAGAAUCCAAAUGCGGCAUUUGAAAUACCAAUAAUUAACCACAACGUUUCAAUAUUAAUAAAUACAUUAAAAAAAAUCGACAACUGUGGUAAUUAGUUUUAUUUUCAGCCCGCUUCACGCCUACAGUGGACAUUUUCCCGCCGUACCUUUGCGUGCUGGUCUCUGCCACAGUAUUGCUCGCUGGAACAUCCUUUCAUCACAUCCUGGGUUUGCCUUUCGACAGAUCAAUGUCCGUGCGUGGUGAGAGGGGAGGGGUUGGAAAUGACAGAGAUGUUCUCUCUCUGCUCUGCUGCUCUCCAAGCAUCCCAUUCACACUGCGCGCAGCGGCGGCCGGUGUUAUGCCCAAAAAUGCAUGCCUGCCGAGAAUUGCAUCCCCUGUCGCGGGAGCGCGCAUCUUUCUAAACUCUCGCAUUUUAAUGAGGAAACGGACUGAAAUAUGACCGAAGACGAAACUUUUAAAGAUAUUCGUAACAAUAUCACGUUUCUUAAACAUGUCAGCCUUAAAACGAUGGGUUUUAUAUCGCAGAUUAAUUGAAAUAAAUACGGUUUUUACACAUUUAUUGAGACAAAUGAGUCGAACGUUUUUCA
Molecule: messenger RNA, 3834 nt
Organism: Xiphophorus maculatus (southern platyfish)
Lineage: Eukaryota; Metazoa; Chordata; Actinopteri; Cyprinodontiformes; Poeciliidae
Gene: thg1l
Product: tRNA-histidine guanylyltransferase 1 like
Exons: 7
Coding region: 433-1320 (295 amino acids)
Biological process (GO): tRNA modification
Molecular function (GO): magnesium ion binding; tRNA guanylyltransferase activity
Source: RefSeq, a predicted model, not a curated record